GCUGCACGACCUUUGUGUUGCAUUCCGCUGGUGCGGCAUUCACUGGAGACGCCUUGUUUGUCCGUGGUUGCGGUCGGACCGACUUCCAGGAGGGUUCCGCGGAGCAGCUCUACGACUCUGUUCAUUCCAAGAUCCUUUCUUUGCCCAGAAAUUACUUUCUAUUCCCAGGACAUGACUACACCGGUCGCAUGAUGACCACUGUGGACGAAGAACUGAGACUUAACCCCAGACUGACUAAGUCAAAGGCGGAAUUUAUCGAAAUAAUGAACAAUCUAAAUCUUCCUCGACCGAAACUUAUGGACUAUGCUGUGCCACUCAAUUUGGUCUGUGGCGUCCCAAAUGAAUAG
Molecule: messenger RNA, 347 nt
Organism: Dibothriocephalus latus
Lineage: Eukaryota; Metazoa; Platyhelminthes; Cestoda; Diphyllobothriidea; Diphyllobothriidae
Source: the annotation of a GenBank genome assembly